Jaculus jaculus (lesser Egyptian jerboa) is the source of this 2370-nucleotide messenger RNA. RefSeq names its product coiled-coil domain containing 102A (gene Ccdc102a). Lineage: Eukaryota; Metazoa; Chordata; Mammalia; Rodentia; Dipodidae. The record is from RefSeq and is a predicted model, not a curated record. Bases 331 to 1971 code for a protein of 546 amino acids. The transcript is spliced from 9 exons. Gene Ontology annotation, cellular component: myosin complex.
GCUGAAAACUGACUUCUGAUCCUCAGGACGACUCAACCCUCCCAAACUCUUCCUGGUCACAUAGAAGACCACUUCCGCCUGCUACGUGCUGGCCCCUGUGUGGACAGCCAGCGAAAUAGAUGCCGGAGGGCUUCACAGUGUGGCCGCUGCUGAAAACCAAGGACGGACGCGCCUGGUGUUUUGGGAAACAAGGACCGAGGAGACAUCCCCCACUCGGCGUCCUGGAGAGCAGCGGGUCGCUGUGGUCAUCACGCACGGCUGUAUUAUGUCAUCCCCGCGUCGCCCCUGAGCCGGCCGCGAGUUUGCGCCCAGGGCCUGCCCGGCCUCAUCAUGAGCCACGGACCAAGCCCAAGGCUGGCCGAGUCCCCACAGCUGUCCAAGAGCAGCCUGCUAACCAUCCUGGGCAGCCCCUCUCCGGAACGCAUGGGCCCUGCCGACUCGUUGCCACCCACACCGUCCAGCGGCACGCCCUCGCCAGGGCCGCCGCCCGCACUGUCCUUACCGCCUGCGCCCGCGCUGCUGGCCGACGGGGACUGGGAGAGCCGCGAGGAGCUGCGGCUGCGGGAGCUGGAGGAGGCGCGCGCGCGGGCCGCGCAGAUGGAGAAGACCAUGCGCUGGUGGUCGGACUGCACGGCCAACUGGCGCGAGAAGUGGAGCAAGGUGCGCGCCGAGCGCAACCGCGCGCGCGAGGAGGUGCGCCAGCUGCGCCAGCGCCUCGACGCGCUCACCAAGGAGCUGGCGGGCGCGCGCCGGGAGCGCCAGGAGGCGCAGGGCGAGUGCGAGGCGCGCGGCCGCGAGCUGGCGAGGCUGCGGGGUGCGCGCGAAGCGGCGGACAAGACGCACGACGGUCCAGAGCCCGAGCCGGUGCGCGACGUCGGGUCGGAGAGGCCACAGGGCAGCCAGGAGCUGGAUCUGGUGGAGAGCCUGCUGAAGAACAGACCAGAGGAGCCUGAGGGCUGCUGGGAAGCCUGCAGUAGUGCAGCUGGGGGCUCCCGGGGCAGCUCAGGCCGCCAGGAACGCAGCCGCUUGCCCUGGGAGGACCCGGUUCCCACAGAGGAGGACGCCUCUAAGUUGACUGCCCUGCGGCUGCGGCUGGAUGAGUCCCAGAAGGUGCUGCUCAAGGAGCGAGAGGAUAAACUGGCCCUGAGUCGAAACAUUGAGAAGCUGGAGGGGGAGCUCAGCCAGUGGAAGAUCAAGUAUGAGGAACUGAGCAAGACCAAGCAGGAGAUGCUCAAGCAACUCAGCAUCCUGAAGGAGACACAUCAGGACGAACUGGGCCGCAUGUCCGAAGACCUGGAAGACGAGCUGGGCGCCCGGUCCAGCAUGGAUAGGAAGAUGGCUGAGCUGCGGGGCGAGAUGGAGCGGCUGCAGGCAGAGAAUGCAGCCGAGUGGGGCCGUCGGGAGCGGCUGGAGACGGAAAAGUUAGGCCUCGAACGGGAGAACAAGAAACUGCGAGCUCAGGUUGGGGAUCUGGAGGAGGCGCUGGCCAGGAGGCGACGACAGACGGCUAGCGCCCUGGACUGUGACCUGCGGGCCAGCCAGGUUGCACUCUUUGAGAAGAACAAGGAACUGGCCGACCUGAAGCACAUGCAUGGCAAGCUGAAAAAGCAGUUUCAGGAGAAGGUGGCAGAGUUGGCACACGCCCACCGACGCAUGGAGCAGCACGAGGCAGAGGUGAAGAAGCUGAGGCUCCGGGUGGAGGAGCUCAAGAAAGAGCUGGCCCAGGCUGAGGACGAGCUGGAUGAGGCCCACAACCAGGCGCGGAAGCUACAGCGGUCCCUGGAUGAGCAGACGGAGCAGAGCGAGAACUUGCAGGUGCAGCUGGAGCACCUGCAGUCCAGGCUCCGCAGGCAACAGCAAAAUGCUCCCCUUUUUGGGAAGAUUCGAAGCACUCGAUUUGGUACUGAGGAGACCGGUGAUGGAGCCAGCGACCUGGAUGAGGAUGAGGACCUACAAAUCCAGGUGGCCUAGAGCCUCCAGGACUGGCUUAAAACCAGAGAUGCCUAGCUGGCCAUCCACUCGAACUGAUGCAGCUGUCAGCACUCGCUGGGGGUCCCCCUCCUGGUCUCUGCCAAGGACCACUUCCUUCUCUCAGGAGAGCAGCAGUCCCACCUGCCCGCACUCCAGGAAGGAGAAAGCCUGUUGGAUAUGUAUAUCAUAGAUAUGCCCAGCACUGCUUGAACCCGUUUGGUUUUAUAAACACGGGACCACUCACCCAGAGCAUCAUUCAUGGGUGGACCUCAUUGAUGGCGGGCCGUGGGGUCCUAACCCACGCUGCCUCUCUCUCAGCCUUGAUGGUUUAGCGCGAACUGUUCAUAAUAGGGUGCAGUGAACCCGGUCUUUAUAUAAUAAAUGGACUUCAAGUUCUCA